Molecule: messenger RNA, 1908 nt
Organism: Trifolium pratense (red clover)
Lineage: Eukaryota; Viridiplantae; Streptophyta; Magnoliopsida; Fabales; Fabaceae
Product: regulator of G-protein signaling 1
Exons: 11
Coding region: 159-1556 (465 amino acids)
Source: RefSeq, a predicted model, not a curated record
AAACAAACAGUAGAAUUUUGUUGACUAGGAAAACAAAGAAACAAACAAGGAAGAACAAAACAACAACAUUGUGACUUGUCAGCUUAGAUUCAAUGCAACCUGAACUGAAACUCUCUGAACAACACUGAAACUUCUGUACCUCAGCAGAUGAAAACUGAAUGGCCAAGAUGAAGUGUGCUGUCGAAGGUGGCUGUCCCACAGACUAUGUAGCUGUUACUGUUUCCAUCGUCUCCUUCAUUAUGCUACUCGUAUGGUCAACAUUUCCCUUCAUAGUUCACAAGGUUCCUCGUACUAAAGGCAGUGGUUUUUGGAUACCUGUAAUUCAAGUUGUUGCCAGCUUCAACCUUCUUCUAUCAAUUAUGAUGUCAAACAAUUUCUUGAAAUUUGAAAAGAGGCAUUGGUGGUAUUCGUGCUACUUGUGGGCAGUUUGGGUUGAAGGUCCACUAGGGUUUGGUUUGCUGUUGAGCUGCCGCAUAACGCAAGCAUUUCAGUUAUAUUUUAUCUUUGUCAAGAGGCGUUUACCACUAAUCAGAUCAUUUUUUUUAAUUCCACUUAUUCUAUUUCCCUGGAUUGUUGGUGCUGCUGUUAUCCAUAUAAAGAAGCCUCUUAAUAAUCGCUGCCACAUGUCGGCUCAGUGGACCAUACCAGUUGCCAUCCUUCAUUCGUUGUAUGUUGCCACUUUGGUUGGGGUAACUGCUGCUGUUCAUCAUAUAGAGUUCAGGUUUGAUGAACUCAGAGACCUCUGGCGGGGAAUACUUGUAUCAUCUAUAUCCAUCGUUGUAUGGAUUACUGCUUACAUACUUAAUGAAAUUCAUGACAAUAUCCGGUGGCUUGAAGUUGUCUCCAGAUUUCUUCUUUUAGUUUUGGCUAGCAUACUCGUUCUGGCUUUCUUUUCAAUAUCAAGUUCACAACCACUGCUCUCGCAAAUCAGCUUGCGGAGAAGAGAAUCCAGAGAAUUUCGCACAAUGGGCCAGGCUUUGGGAAUACCUGAUAGUGGGGUAUUAACACAACGUGAACAGAAUUCGAGGAUAGAUCCUAAUGAACCAUUGGAUAAGCUUCUUUUGAACAAGAAAUUCAGGCAAUCUUUUAUGGCAUUUGCUGAUAGUUGCUUGGCUGGGGAGAGUGUGCACUUCUUUGAUGAGGUGCAUGAGCUAAGUAAAAUAUCGGAAAAUGACUGCGUGAGAAGAAUCUAUAUGGCACGGCAUAUUAUUGAGAAGUACAUAGCUGCAGGUGCAGCUAUGGAGAUAAACAUCUCUCACAGAAGCAAACAGGAAAUUUUGUCAACUUCCGACCUCGCCCGCGCCGAUCUCUUUCAUAAUGCACUUAACGAGAUCGUGCAGCUGAUGAAAACGAACUUGGCAAAAGAUUAUUGGUCAUCGAUGUUCUUCCUGAAGUUCCAAGAGGAAUGUGACAUGAGAUGUAAUGGUUAUGAGCUUGAGCAAAUGACAGGGUGGAACUAUUCUCCAAGGUUGAGUUCGGUGCAUGGUACAGAUGAUCCUUUUCACCAAGAUCAUCUUUUGAAGAACUCGGAAUGUGACAAUGAUACUGACUCGUGACUUGGUAGCGCUUAUCGACCUGCCAAACCGGAUUUACCUUUAUAGAAAAUCACUGAUAUAGUACUUUUUCCUAUAUAUAUUGUUAGUGUCUACAAGUGAGGUGUAUGUAGGAAGGAAAAAAAAAGCAAUUCGAUUUUUGUUUUUAUUUUUUGUUACGAUUUGUAUAGUUAGGUUAGGAUCAUCCGAUCAUGUACAUGUUACCCUUGUUGCUGACACUGAUAGUCUGAUACUGGUUUGAACCCUAAACACAUCUUUGGUCUACCAUUUUAAGCAUACAAAAGACAUCUUGUUGUACUCUCGUUGAAUGCAGCGAACUAAUAAUAACGUCCUUGGUAUUACCGAGUUUAAUUUU